CUUUCACAGAGUAGCUGCUUUUCGUUUUAAUCGUUUAAUUUUCACGAACAGCAAAGAUUUACUGCAAUGGAAAACCUAAAGACUUCAUCUUAUACCGCUGAGGAUGUUCUCCUGCUGUUUUAGAUCAUACAGCUCAUCUCCUUGCAAAUCUCAGUGAGACGGUCUUCAGUUCAGGAAAGUCUUCAUUCUGCCGUAUAAAAAUGACUUCAGGAGGAAAUUCUUUGACAGCUGCAGUGUUGCUGUUAAUCAUGAUGAAAGUCUUCAGUGUCCUCACUAGCUCGUGUCCUUCAGAAAUGUAUCAAGUACAAAACCUAUGCUGUCAAAAGUGUCCUGCAGGAAAUCGAGUCAAGACAGAUUGCACAAAGACUGCAAACACUUCCUGUGUGCCCUGCGAGGAUGGAACCCACAUGGAUAAGCCCAGCGGACUCACACAGUGCACUCACUGCUCAAUCUGUGACCUAAGUUCAGAUCUGAAGAAAAAGAGGGCAUGCACAACAACAUCAGAUACAAUUUGUGAACCACAGGAUGGAUUCUACUGUGUUCGCUAUGCAGGUGUUCACUGUGUGGAAGCACAAGAACACAAACGCUGUAACCCAGGGGAAUACAUCAGCCAAGCAGGAACAGCCUUCAGAGACACUGAGUGCUCUGUGUGCAGCUAUGGGACAUUUUUAGAUGGAACUUUAAAGUUUUGCCGGCCACACAGACCAUGUGAAUCACUAAACCUUAAGCUGAUAAGACCAGGAAAUGCUACAACUGAUGCUCAGUGUGAAGAACAAGAUGAGAAUGUGGUUCUUUCUUGGAUCAUCACUGGCUGCCUGUUACUGAUUUUAUUAAUUGUGAUACUUAUAGCUUUGUGUCUCUUUAGAAAGAAGAUUGGAUGUCUAAAACGAGGUGAAAAAAUAAUUGUACACCUAAUCAACUUGAGGAAGAAUGAAGAAAAAGAAACAGAAAUAGAACUGAAAACACUGAAUGAGAAACCAGUGUGAAAAUAUAUGAAGAUUAACAGAGGAGACCCCACCUGCAUGAUGCACCUAGUCGCAGUUUUUUCCUCCACCAGCUCUUUUUGUCUUGCUGACAUUAAGAAGGAGGUGAUUUUUACCCGACCACUCCACAAAGUUCCCCGACAGCUCCCUAUACUCCGACUCCUGCUCACCCUUAACCCGCCCAUUCACUAUAGUGACAUCAGAGAACUUCUGCAGGUGGCAUGAUUCACUGUUGCACUGGAAAUCUGAGGUGUAUAAAGUGAACAUGAAUGGAGACUGGACUGUCCCGUGGUGCCCAAGUAUUACUAACCACCACAUCACACAUGGUGCCUAACAUCUAUAGAAACUGAGGCCUCUCUGAUAAUGGAUGCUGUAAUGUACAGGAAUAAACGUACUGUAUAAAGCAGAUGUAAAUGGAAAAAGCUGCAUUUAUACAUGUCAGCUAGGAAAGCUUCUAGUCCUCCUCAGUCUGUUCAGUGGUGUGAAAGCAGAAAGUAAAAACAUACUCAAGUAUCAUACCAAAAACAUACCAAAGAAAGGCAAAUAAAUGAUAUUUUAUUAGGUCAAAGUAUAUUUCAGUGUGGAUGAUAGAAAAUGGAUAGGUUUUUUCAGAUAACAGCUAAAAUCAGAUGAAGGUGAUAUAGUGCAUUAGUAACAGGAGCUUUACAUCAUCACAUACAUUUGAAUUCAUGUGCACUGUUUCGGUGUGAUGCUGCUGUGACUGAGCUUUUUGAGUGACAGCAAAAUAUCAUACCACAAUCUAAAGAAG
Messenger RNA from Pelmatolapia mariae (spotted tilapia), 1752 nucleotides. RefSeq names its product tumor necrosis factor receptor superfamily member 14-like. Gene Ontology annotation, biological process: positive regulation of cytokine production involved in immune response; negative regulation of alpha-beta T cell proliferation; apoptotic process. The record is from RefSeq and is a predicted model, not a curated record. NCBI's taxonomy places the organism in Eukaryota, Metazoa, Chordata, Actinopteri, Cichliformes, Cichlidae. The coding region runs from base 201 to 986 and encodes 261 amino acids. Gene Ontology annotation, molecular function: protein binding; transmembrane signaling receptor activity. Gene Ontology annotation, cellular component: membrane; external side of plasma membrane. The transcript has 10 exons.